This is a messenger RNA of Balaenoptera musculus (blue whale), 1649 nucleotides long. It is a transcript of the gene TMEM278, whose product is annotated as transmembrane protein 88B. Bases 23 to 523 code for a protein of 166 amino acids. Lineage: Eukaryota; Metazoa; Chordata; Mammalia; Artiodactyla; Balaenopteridae. Gene Ontology annotation, cellular component: plasma membrane. Gene Ontology annotation, biological process: negative regulation of canonical Wnt signaling pathway. The transcript has 2 exons. Gene Ontology annotation, molecular function: PDZ domain binding. The record is from RefSeq and is a predicted model, not a curated record.
CCAGGUCCACUGCCAAGAGAGCAUGAGUGAGCAGGAGAGGGAGACAGAGGAGGACGAGGGAGGGGGCGCUUCAGACACGGCACCCAUGCUGCCCCGAAGGCUUCCUGACCACCAGGCCUCAGACCCGAUGUCCCCAGGGUGGGCGGGCCAGGCUGCCCCAGGCCGGGGGAUCCUGCAGCUGCCACGUCGGGCCCUGGCUGCGCUCCUGCUCCAUCUGCUGCUGCCCGCAGCCGUGUUCCUGCUGCUGCUGCUGCCCGCAGCCACCACUGUGUACCUGGGAUUCCUGUGCCACUCGAGGGUCCACCCGGCGCCCCGCCCCGCGUGCCGCGCGCUGCUGUCCGACCGCGGCUCCGCGGCGCUCAUCGUGUCGGGCUUCCUCUCGCUGCCUCCGCUGCUGGUACUCGCCUCGGCCGCCCGCGCCCGCCUGGCCCGACGCCUCCGCUCGCUGCUGCCACCCCCGACCUGGAGUCCCGGACCCCGCCGCCACCCCGACGGGGAGGAGCAGCUCUGCGCCUGGGUGUGACCCCAGAGGGCUCUCCAAAUCCCGGAGGCCCCCGAACUCCCCCCGUGUCCCCCAUCGGUGGCCCCAGGCUGGUGAGCUCAGGGUCUGCGUCCAGGUCCCGGCCGGGAAAUGCCGUGCGCGCCGCGCGGCCCCGUGCGCAGUGCUCCGAGGGGCCGCGAGGUGGCACCGGACUCCCCCGGAGCGGGGCGGCCCUUCCCCACCCUCACCGGCCGCCGCAGUCCCCGCAGCCGCCGAGGGGCUGGGACGCCCCCAGAGAACAGGGAGAUGGCUCUCGGAGAAGGGGCGCGUGGCCAGGCUCGGAGAGAGGCGGCCUUCCUGGCUUCUGCCACUGUGGCUGUCCUGGGCUCCUGUGCCCCGACGACGGGCAGUCCCUGCGGGCCCCCUGUCUGGUCCGGCAGCGGCCUCCAGCGAGUCCCAGAGGUGGGGAGACUUCCACGCUCCACGGUUCCAGAACUUCAGUGGCCAGAGCACUAGGGCGUGCAGGGCUCAGCCCGAGACCCGGGUCAGCAUUUAGAGUGAGGGCUCUGUCUGUUCUCUCUGGAUAAUUUUAAGAUCUUUUCCGUCUUUUGCUUUCUGUGCUUUUAAGCAUGUUUCUGGUUGUGGCUAUGUUCUUAUUUAUCCCCGUGGUACACACGGUGUGUCCCGUUUCUACAGAUUCACAUCUUUCGUCAGUUCUGGAGAAUUCUCAACCAUUAUUUCUUCAAUUCUGCCUCAUUCAUUCUACAUAUUCUUUCUUGGGAAACACCUGUUACGUGAAUGCUUCCCAUUGUGCUUUUACCAUCAUGUCAGUUCAGCUCUCUUCUGCGUUUUCCAUCUCCUUGUCUCCCAGUGCUGCGUUCUGGGCAAUUUCCUCAUCUCCCUCUUUGAGUUCACUAAGCACUGGCUGAGUCUAAUCUGCUGAUUAUCACAUCCAUUUAACUUAAAUUAUUGUGUCGCCCUAUCUAAAAGUUAUACUACUCACUUCUUAUUCAAAUCUGAUGAUUUUGAUGAUCUCUUGGUGCAUGCUCGUGAUUUGGAUUCCAGCUUUGACUUCUGGAACAUUUCACACAUAGUUGUUUCUAUUUUUUUCUUUUAAUUAUUUAUUUUUUGGCAGUGCCCUGCAGCAUGCGACAUCUUAGCUCCCCAA